Molecule: messenger RNA, 843 nt
Organism: Leptosia nina
Lineage: Eukaryota; Metazoa; Arthropoda; Insecta; Lepidoptera; Pieridae
Source: the annotation of a GenBank genome assembly
AUGACAUCAAUUCUUAUAAAAGCAUUAAAAAGUAUUUAUAUCUCGGUCCCUUCACAAAAUGCUAAAUUUGCUACAUCCGCAAUUUGUUCUAAUACAUUGAGCAUUACAAAUAAGGAGUGGAAAUAUCCUCCGACUUUUACGAAACCGCGUGAAGUGUGGAUUGAGAAUCUGGAUACGAUAGAGGAGAAAAAAUUGGGAUUAUUUGAAUUACAUCCUACGGUUUACGGCGCUACACCACGUAUAGACAUAAUUCACCGUAACGUCAUUUGGCAAAGAAAGUAUCGUUGGGUUUCAUGGGCGCAUACAAAAACUCGUGCCGAAGUUAGAGGGGGAGGAAGGAAACCCUGGCCUCAAAAAGGUUUGGGAAAAGCUCGGCACGGUUCAAUAAGAUCGCCGCUAUUUCGCGGUGGAGGCGUUAUUCAUGGCCCACGAGCAGGAAACACUCACUUUUUCAUGUUGCCUUUUCACCUUCGACUCUAUGGCUUAACAUCAACACUGUCCGCUAAAUUAGCCCAAGAUGAUUUGCAUGUUGUAAAAGAUUUAGAUAUACCUUCUGACAACUCAGAGUACUUAGCUGAGCUAAUACUAUCCAGAAAUUGGGGCCCAUCAGUUCUAAUUGUAGACGACACGGAUUAUGCACCACGGAAUAUUACAGUUGCUACGGGCAAUCUUCCUCAUGUAAAUUUAAUGCCUGUUUACGGACUUAAUGUAUAUUCAAUGCUAAAACACGAUACACUAAUAUUGACACAGUCUGCUGCGGAGAAAAUAGAAGACAGGAUUUUACAACUGCUACAUUCAGAUACAAGGAAACAACAGGCCAAAUUUAAAUUGGAUCAAGUUUAA